This is a messenger RNA of Botrytis porri, 689 nucleotides long. RefSeq lists its product as uncharacterized. Lineage: Eukaryota; Fungi; Ascomycota; Leotiomycetes; Helotiales; Sclerotiniaceae. Bases 103 to 591 code for a protein of 162 amino acids. The record is from RefSeq and is a predicted model, not a curated record. The transcript is spliced from 5 exons. Gene Ontology annotation, cellular component: mitochondrion.
UAGUGUUUAACCGAACGAGUAACAUCCCGUCGACCUCUGAUUACAAGUGACAGAAGACGACCUCUAAAAACAAUUGCGAUCAACUACGGAGGCUCAUUCAAGAUGUUUUCCCGACGAAUUGCGGCAGCGCGACCACUGCGAACUUCCAUCAUCCCACGUCAAACAACCCUCAUAUCACAAAGAUGUGCCAGCCAGGCAGCUGCCCCCAGCGGCCCAGUUCUACCAUUGACCGAUAUUGAAGAUCCCGGCAUGAAUGGAGGAUACAUCAACCCACCCAGAGUCAAGCGUCAAUUCCGUGACCCUUAUGCCGACUGGUGGGAUAAGCAAGAGCGAAGAAACUACGGAGAGCCAGUUCAUGAGGAUAACGACAUCUUGGGCAUGUUUUCACCAGAAGAAUACACACACCAAAAGGUUGGAACUGCUGGAUUUCAAUUUGGCCUGUUUAUUUUAUCUGUAUUGGGGCUUUGCACAGUCGUGGGCAUGAUGUACCCAGAUAAGCAAUCAGCUCCAAGAGAAUUUGAGGGUGGACUUGAGAGAGAAUUGGGUGGCCCAACUGCAGUCAGGGCCAGAGCUGCUGGAGAUCCAUUGUGAAGGAGGGCGGUUAUGUACAUAUGAAUAUCAAUUUGAGCAAGUUCCGAGGGACAUUCAUUGUGAACCACUAUAUGUUUUCAAACCUCCAUCAACUCCCA